GCAACUAAAUUCAGAUCCCUACAACAAUGUGAAACAAUAUAGGGGCCUAGAAUAUAUAAUGUCACCCUGACCUGCUCCAAGAAAGAAAACUAAAGUAACCCUCAUCGUCCUUCAAUCUUCUGACCCAUCGAUUAUUUCUUCUCUUCCUUGCUUCUGUCUGCUAUAGACUUCUUCGUGCUACCAAAAUGAGCGUCCCAUGGGAAAUUACGACUUUCAGUCUAAGCACAAAUACCCAAGGCGAGACGUUAACCGACAUUUAUGCCAAUGGUCAGAUGCAGGCGCAGAUUAAUGUCCGAAUCAGGGCCAUCAACCAAAACACAUGGGCAACCUACCAGCUCACCCAGUCGGACCUCCAGAGUCUAAAGUUGAUUGAUUAUAACAAACGGCAGGAGUUGACGGGAAAUUGGACUUACUCGACGGUUGAGAAGGAAGACUUUGCCCACAAUAUGCCAAUUACAAGAAGCCCUGCUGAUGAGGAGCUGGUUGCACCUAUUACGCCUAUUGCGGAUGAUACUCAAACUAUUAUCUUCUGGGUCUCAACAACCAGGAUUGAAUCUCUGAGGAUCGGCGCUCAGAUUACUGAGCAUGGCGCGACAGAAUCAACGGUUACUACUACUGGUGGCAACUUUGAUUCCAGUAUUACUGUUCGCGGCCAUGCACCAAUCACUUACACGAUGGAUGAUGUUACCGUCCAACGAGAAGAUACGGCCUACGGCUAUUGGUAUAAGGAGGUUCGAGAAAAUGGAAAAUGGAUCAAGUAUAGAUAUCUUUGGGACCAAGACAACUACUACUUAACUUCCAAACGCUAUCCAUUUGUGAAGGUGGAUCGUUAUAACGUGGAUGUUAAUGGGUCAACGCAGCCCUAUGGUUACGGUACUUAUUUCCGGGACGCAUUUGCCUAUAUGGGAUUGGGUAACGACAGAGAAGUCAGCAUAUUUUUUCUGCCGCAAAUGGGGAAUUCACGACAGUCAUGGCGUGGUGUGCGUUGGCAAAAUGAUUACAACAAUCUCGAUUCAACCGCUUAUGUUACGGUCAAUCAGAGACCAAAUGCAUUGACCCUUACCCGCAUCUUGUUCGGAAAUGCCUAUGUCUCGUUCCUUCCGAACUGGCAAGCAGAUGCGUGGUUCCGUAUUUACGAUCAAUACGGAAAUUCCGGCACCUUUACAGCCAAACAACAAAAAAGUAACACUAUUGAGAUUUCGAACAGAUAUGUUAACAGAGAAUUAUCAGCUGAGGAGUCGAAGACAAUCCAGCCCGCUGCGAAACUUUGAACGACACUGGAUAUCGUGAUUGAGAGUGGGCAUGACAUUCACUUUUGGAGUAGUCCUUGAGCAGUGACGAAAGGCUGUGAUUUUCGUCAGCUCACGGAUAGGUUUUGGUAGAAGCCUCAGGAUUCAACCUCCCUGGGGUAGUGUUCUUCUUGAGUUCAACCCUCGGAAACAGU
This is a messenger RNA of Aspergillus costaricaensis CBS 115574, 1444 nucleotides long. RefSeq lists its product as uncharacterized. The transcript has a single exon. NCBI's taxonomy places the organism in Eukaryota, Fungi, Ascomycota, Eurotiomycetes, Eurotiales, Aspergillaceae. The record is from RefSeq and is a predicted model, not a curated record. The coding region runs from base 186 to 1271 and encodes 361 amino acids.